This is a messenger RNA of Amoebophrya sp. A120, 3487 nucleotides long. Lineage: Eukaryota; Dinophyceae; Syndiniales; Amoebophryaceae. The record is from the annotation of a GenBank genome assembly.
AGUAGACAGCAAAUCAUUGCAUUGGAGAAAGUGAAUGCAUGGUUCUCUAAGUAGAUUUUUUAUCCUUGACAUGACUCCGUUUUUGCGAAAGCUGGAUCGCUUUUUUUAGCGUUUCUGUGCCGGAAAAUCAUCCUUUAGUAUCUCCUUCACGACUACAGAAUUUAAUACAGUCGACACUUUUAUUUUUUGACCACCACACGCACACGCGCAGGCUACCACGCUGCACUAGGGACCAUACUGUUACGGACUUUUUGGCACGUUUACAACACACAUUGAUCAUUCCAUUUGUGCUGGAACAGUUAGCUCGCGCGUCUUGACAGCGAAAGCAGCCUUAAUAUCGGCGGAAAGCUCAUACAUUCCUAUUUUUUAUACAUCGGAAGAAAGGCGGAGCAAAAAAACCAUGUUUCGUUCUCUUCUCCCCAUUCUGCUCGUCUCCACUUCUCACCUCUCCCCGGUCUCAGCCAAGAAGAAAUGUCCCGGGCACUUUGGCGGGAAAACCAACGUGGCGAAUCUGUGCGAGUCGCACUUUCCGGACAAGGCUUCUGAGAAAAUAUGGUUCAUCAAGUUUUACGCCCCCUGGUGCGGGCACUGCAACAGCAUGAAACAGGCUAUCCUUGAGAAAAAAGCUAGCCCCUCACCACGUAAUGCAGAUGCAGAAAUAUUAUAUGCAUCACAGAAGAAAAUGUCUCUUCGAUUUGCUAUUUUUUUACAUUAUUGUUGCAUUACGACCUUUAUUGAUGUGCUAUGCUAGCAAUUUUCUGCGUGAUACAGCCCUGGAUGGAUUUGGGCAAGGAGUUGAAAGACGACAAGGAAAUCGGAAUCGGCGCCGUUGACUGCAUAUGCACUGCAAGUGUUUCUGGGUCGGGAUAAUGUGAUGCUCGUUUUGUAAGUCAACAAGAUAUGCCGUAAUGCAUGUAUGCGUAGGAUAGGAGUGGCGAGUCUUUCCUUUUUCGUGGCGCACUGCAGGCCAGGUUGUCAGACUCUUGAAAGUACUAGAUACAGAUGAUGUAGAACGACAUUAAUAGUCUUGGUAUGCAGCUGUCCCUCUCACGUCGCAGAACUAUCGAAGAGACCGCCAUUUUUCUAGUUGCACGCAAGAAUCAGCAAGACAAAGCACCCGUUUUGAGACCCCGUCGACAUGUUUGUACUUGAUACUGCGACAACGAGGGCAACAAACCUCUGUGCGGCAAGUACGGCGUGCAGGGCUUUCCGACGAUCAAGGCAAUAGUGGCAGGAAAGACGAAGGCGUACAAUGGCGCCCGGGAAAAGCCGGCGUUCAAGCAGUACAUCCUGGAUUUGAAAGCAAAACGAGGCAGCAAGGGCGGGAGUGCGAAGUGCGCGAAGGGCAUCUUCAAGUCCACGCUGAAGGAUUCCGUCUUGCCCCUGUGCGCAAAACACUUCCCGGACGAAAAAUCAAAGUUCUCCUGGGUCACUGUCCUGUACGAAAAGGAAAAACUCGAGAAAAGCGACGUAUUAUUCGAAAAGUUUUGGAAGAUUUUUUGUAGAAGUCGAACAGUGAAUGUGAAUGUGAAAUGCAAAACUAACUCAACUCGAAGUUGUAGUAGGCGCAAGUAUAAUAGUAGAAGCGGUGCCUGUUCCAGGAUGCUCAAGUACAUAACAAGUUGUAAAUCGUUGGACUUGUGAAUUUCACUCUUCAGGAAUUCAAUCGGCUUGCGUUGGAGUUUGGCAAUGAGCCCGCGGAUAAAAACAAGUCUUUGAAGAGCAACAAGAAGCAAUCGGAGCGGUUAUCCGAGAUCAAGGAGAAGUAUUCAGUCAAGGCCGACGACGGAAAAAGAAAGGCGGGGAAAAGUACAACUACACUUGUUGUUAUUCUUUUUCUACUCCCAGGUAGGUGGUAGUGUACGGCAAGCAUCUUGUUCGGAGGACAGGCAGCAUGCGGCCUGCAUCUUGCCUGAGAGCAACAGAAGAUUUGCCUGCACGACUCGCUUCACUAGAAAAAGAAGCCGGUACUAUGAAAAUUGAAGGAGCUCCAGAAUGUUGACAGUCGACUCGUCUAAUUAAAAAAUCUAUCAUCUUCAAAAAAUCAGGCAAAGACGCGCUCGCAAAAUUCGGUGCGGUGUGCUGCGACUGCGAGAAGGAGAAAGACGCGAAGUGCGAGGGGCUGGAGAGCAAGGACCUGCCGAAGUUUUCGGUUUAUAACCACGUUUCGAAAAAAACGUUUGUCUUCGACCAGAAGUACGACGUGGAUCAGCUCACCGGGUUCACACUGGAAAAGCUGCAGUUUGUAGCGGAAGGGGGAGUAUCAAAUGUAAAAAUGUCUGGGUCUGGAAGAAUGCAACUCGUCAUGCUAAAUCUGAAGCAUGCAAAAAUCUGUGUUGCAUGAUUACCAAAAGUCGUCCAGUUUUGACCAAGUCGGGAGGGAGUUUCUCAUGCAGCAUAGGCAUAAGAGAGAUCGCACAGAAUCUGUCAUGCUAGGUCCUGCAUUCCAGACCUCAUGGGUCAUGGAAAAGCUGCAUGACAAGAAGUCGCGCACUCUUCCAGACCCAGACACUUUUACACUUGAUAGGGAGCUGCCGCUGCGGCGACAGGGAGUGCGGGGGCGAAGAAGAAGAAGGAAGAGCUUUAGGUAUGAGUGUGAAUCCCUUCCCCACGACCCCUUUGAAUCAAUUCCCCAAGCACCACCACCCGACCCGGAUCACUACCCCACAUCCCCCGCGCCGGCUGGCCUCGAAGAUUCCCUUCUCUUCGCGAUGCGUCUCCCGUCCGAGCUCCGUCCCUUCCCGCCACCCCGUGGGCCUUAGCUUCUUCCUGGCCCUUAUCCUUUGCGCUCUUUGCCAUCCAUAUUGCUGUUAUGCCCCCGUCGUGUUUCCGUGCCGUAUCUCCUUGCGGUAUUGCGUGCCCCGUCGACUAUAAGAUAACGGAUCAGUCACGCAGCCUGAAGACUCAAGCACGUUGCAGCAGAUACCUGCAUCUGCAUGACUCCGAAGUAGAUCGCACAGCAGCAAGGCUGCAAUCCUCCAGGCGCAGUCGCGUUGUGGUCGACACUCAUCAAGACCUUCGUCGACCAGGAGUGCGACGUGGUGAAGUGCAGCGCAGUGGGGAAGUGCUGGACGACGGGGAUGUGCGGUGGUGGAGAGGUGAGGUUUGACUUCUCCACCUGCCUACCACUGGGGUAGUACCUCCCCAGGGUGGGGCGGUGGGGAGCUGAUGCGUGCGGAGGUGAUUCACACCAUAGCCAGAGCUUUAGGCGGGGACCUUGCUUUGGAGAUCGGAGUUUUCACUUGUUGUAAAUGUUAACUUUGUUGUAUCAUGUCUCCUGAGCCGAGUACGGCUUGAUAACAAUGACGACAAUAGACGACCAAAACGCAGGAUGUAGAAUUUGAAUCGAACUGAAACCUAUGUUCACGUACAUGGGUCUGCAUAUUCUACAUUUGCGGUCUAUGGUUUUAUCACCACCAGAAACCUGUUCUGUUGAUUUCAAUGGCAGUGACGAAUGAAUUUUACUAAACGGCUUAACAAAAACGCG